AUGUCGGUCAAGAAGGAUGAGCCACCUAAGGUCGAAGUGAACAUCAUCAACCACGAGGAGGCUGCAAAUUUCUAUCCUAUAGGCCCAAAGCUCAUCCUCAUCACCAUCAGUCUAAUGCUUGCUGUCUUUUGUGUCGCACUUGACAACACGAUCAUAGCCGUCGCCAUUCCUCGAAUCUCAGAUGACUUCCACGCGCUCAACGAUGUUGGCUGGUAUGCGUCGUCAUACCUGUUGACAACCUGCUCAUUUCAACUAUUAUAUGGAAAGUUCUAUACGCUGUUUCAGGUCAAAUGGGUUUACUUAAUGGCAUUAUUCAUUUUCGAGCUCGGUUCCCUCAUUUGCGGUGUUGCACCAAACUCCACAACAUUGAUCAUUGGACGGGCUAUCGCUGGUCUAGGAAGCGCCGGCAUGUGGACCGGGGCCUUGGUCACCUUAGCACAUACAGUCGAGCUGGAGAAAAGACCAGUAUUCUUCAGUACGCUUGGAGGCAUGUACGGCCUUGCCUCGGUCGCUGGACCAUUGCUUGGUGGCGCAUUUACCGAUCAUGCUUCUUGGAGAUGGUGCUUCUACAUCAAUCUUCCUCUAGGAGGUAUUACAGCUUUUGGCCUUCUCACUUUACUGAAGCUGCCCCCUAAGGAGAAGACUCAGAAGACACCCAUGGAUAUAUUCUUGGAGUUGGAUCCCAUCGGAACUGUCAUUUUCGUCCCAGCUAUUGUUUGUUUACUUCUCGCACUUCAAUGGGGUGGGGUGACGUACGACUGGGCGAGUGGCCGUAUCAUCGCCUUGUUCCUGGUUUUCGGCGUCGCUAUUGUUGUUUUUGUCGCGCUCCAGGUUAUACUUAAAGAUAGAGCGACGGUACCGACCGAUAUUGCUCGUCAGCAGACGAUUGCAUUUGCCUCCUUCUUUGGUAUUUGUAUGGGUGGGUCGUUCUUCAUAAUGAUCUAUUACAUUCCUAUCUGGUUUCAGGCCAUUCAUGGAGCAAGUGCCGUACAAUCCGGCAUUGACUCCCUCCCGAUGAUGCUGUCUAGUGUUUUCGGGAUUAUAGUAGCGGGUGGGAUGACGACUCAUUUCGGGUACAACGCGCCCUUUUUCAUCGCCAGCAGCAUUAUCAUGUCUAUUGGGGCGGGUCUUACCACCACAUUUACAAUAGGUACAUCACAAGCAAAAUGGGUUGGUUUCCUCUUUAUUUAUGGCCUAGGAGGAGGCUUGGGGUUUCAGCAGGGUGGUGUUGCUGCUCAGGCUGUGCUACCUUUGUCUAAGGUAUCCAUCGGAACCGCCAUUGUCUUGUUCCUUCAGCUCCUUGGUGGAUCCUUGUUUGUCGCGGCCGCGCAGAAUAUAUUUGCCAAAGAGCUCAUCAAGAACCUCGAGGCCCUCAAUAUAUCCGGGUUUUCCCCAUUUGAUGUGAUAAAUGGGGGAGCAACAAGUAUUCGGGCCAUUGUCAGCGAGUCCAAUUUGUCCAAUGUUCUUCUAGCAUAUAACAACGCGCUAGUCGAGGUCUUUCAGCUUGCUCUGAUCCUCAGUUGCUUGAGCAUUAUUGGGGCCCUGGGCAUUGAAUGGAAGAGCUUGAAACCUAAGAAGGCGAAUGAAAGGGCAGUCUGA
This is a messenger RNA of Penicillium cataractarum, 1599 nucleotides long. Its product is annotated as MDR family MFS transporter. The transcript is spliced from 5 exons. Gene Ontology annotation, molecular function: transmembrane transporter activity. The record is from RefSeq and is a predicted model, not a curated record. Bases 1 to 1599 code for a protein of 532 amino acids. Gene Ontology annotation, biological process: transmembrane transport. Lineage: Eukaryota; Fungi; Ascomycota; Eurotiomycetes; Eurotiales; Aspergillaceae.